This is a messenger RNA of Peromyscus leucopus (white-footed mouse), 1737 nucleotides long. RefSeq names its product 3-hydroxymethyl-3-methylglutaryl-CoA lyase like 1 (gene Hmgcll1). The transcript is spliced from 9 exons. Gene Ontology annotation, biological process: L-leucine catabolic process; ketone body biosynthetic process. Gene Ontology annotation, molecular function: hydroxymethylglutaryl-CoA lyase activity. Lineage: Eukaryota; Metazoa; Chordata; Mammalia; Rodentia; Cricetidae. Gene Ontology annotation, cellular component: endoplasmic reticulum; cytosol. The coding region runs from base 89 to 1120 and encodes 343 amino acids. The record is from RefSeq and is a predicted model, not a curated record.
ACCCGCGGGACGCGCUCCCGGCUGGCUCCUACGCCUUCCCGGCUCAGGCCUUGCGAUCUAACACCGCCCGCGGUACCCAGGCUGCGGCAUGGGGAAUCUACCAUCUGCUGCCAAGCACUGCCUCAGCUACCAGCAGCUUCUCCGCGAGCAUCUGUGGAGCGGAGAGUCAGUGGCAGGGGCCCUGGACCCGGCGCAGGAGGUCUCCCAGUUAUCUGGACUCCCAGAAUAUGUGAAGAUAGUAGAAGUUGGACCUAGAGAUGGACUGCAGAAUGAAAAGGUUAUAGUUCCUACAGAUAUAAAAAUUGAAUUCAUCAAUCAACUUUCCCAAACUGGCUUGUCUGUAAUAGAAGUAACCAGUUUUGUGUCCUCCAGAUGGGUACCACAGAUGGCUGAUCACACUGAAGUGAUGAGAGGCUUUCAUCAGUAUCCAGGAGUUCGCUAUCCUGUCCUGAUACCUAAUCUUCAGGGUUUUCACCAUGCUGUUGCCGCUGGAGCCACUGAGAUAGCAGUUUUUGGUGCUGCUUCUGAAUCUUUCAGCAAGAAGAAUAUUAACUGCUCUAUUGAAGAAAGUAUGGGAAGGUUUGAGGAGGUUAUCAGCUCCGCCAGGCACAUGGACAUCCCAGUACGAGGGUAUGUGUCCUGUGCUCUGGGCUGUCCAUAUGAAGGAAGCAUCACCCCACAGAAAGUCACAGAAGUCUCAAAGAGAUUGUAUGGAAUGGGCUGCUAUGAGAUCUCCUUGGGAGACACAACGGGAGUGGGCACUCCGGGCAGCAUGAGGAUGAUGUUGGAAAGUGUCAUGAAAGAAAUCCCUCCAGGGGCUCUUGCUGUUCAUUGCCAUGACACGUACGGACAAGCCCUUGCAAAUAUCCUAACAGCUCUUCAGAUGGGAGUUAAUGUGGUGGACUCUGCUGUAUCCGGAUUAGGUGGCUGUCCUUAUGCAAAAGGUGCUUCUGGGAAUGUAGCCACCGAGGAUUUGAUAUAUAUGCUUAAUGGCAUGGGGCUCAAUACAGGUGUGAAUCUCUACAAAGUGAUGGAAGCUGGUGACUUUAUUUGCAAGGCAGUGAAUAAAACCACAAACUCUAAAGUUGCACAAGCCACCUUCAAAGCUCAACUUGAAUGAACUUAUGGUUUAAGAGUUAAAAGAUCCAUUUCUGUUCCAAUUCGUUGCAGAAUCAUUAAUGCCAACUCAUUCUGAAGUGGAAGUUAAUUUAAAAAAAAGGGAACUGGGAAAGAAGAGAUGCUAUGAAAGAUUAUCACUGGGUAGACCAUGAAGUAGAUGGAAGGCAAUACCAGCCUUCGGUUGAAUUGCAAGCUGGGAAUUAACACUGGCGGAUGUCCUUCUGGAUGUGGACAGAGCCUGUUCAUUUGCUCUUACAGAAAGCAUUUAGUUUUUACCUUAGUAGAUGUGAAAAUUGACUUCAGAUUUCUCUAAGUAUCCAGUACUGUGUUAAUACUUCAUCAAGCCUCCUUACCACAGGGUACAUAUUGUUAGUAGUUUACGAGCUUUGACACAAUGCAGAGUGUGUGGCCCUGAUGUUGUGUUUUCUGCCUCUGGAUCCCGACUUUCCAUUUGCCAAGUUUGUUAAGUUAUGGACCAAGAGCCAAAUUUUCGCCUGACCCUACAUAAUGUUUAGCAAUAGAACUUUUAUAUUUCAAGUACGGCUCACAUCUGUUAACUAUUUCAAUGACUUUACUGUGCUCCAAGAUGCUGUGGUCAAUGGCCAGAUGCCAUAUCCU